This is a messenger RNA of Clunio marinus, 2524 nucleotides long. NCBI's taxonomy places the organism in Eukaryota, Metazoa, Arthropoda, Insecta, Diptera, Chironomidae. The record is from the annotation of a GenBank genome assembly.
AUUCUUGUUUCUUGAAGAAGAUAAAGUGAUUUCUCUUUGCUCAAAGUCCCUUGAUAAUUUAUUUAUUUCUCAUUGAAAGUUUAUUUUUGUCUAAAAGUAUAGAAGUAGAUAAAUUGUCGAUGAAGUAUCAGCAUUGAAUAAAAUUUUAAUUGAAGUUCAUUCUUUUAAGCUUGACACGUUUUUAAGCAUACAUUGUUGUUAGCUUAGUAAUUUGCUUUUAGCUGAUUCCUAAAUGUUCUCGAUAUCUGAUCGUGUGACUGUCAUCGAUGGUGGUUUUUCAACCCAGUUAAUGCUAAAUGUUGGCGUUCAAAUCGAUGGUGAUCCACUUUGGAGUGCAAGAUUUAACUCAGUCCAGCCUGAUGCUGUCGUAAAAUCUCAUCUUGAUUUCUUGGAAAAUGGAGCUGAAAUAAUUUUAACGAACACUUAUCAGGCAAGCGUUGAAGGCUAUACAAAGCAUUUGAAUAUAAAUCGGGAAGAAAGUAUUGAUCUCAUUAAGAAGACAGUUAAAUUAGCACACAACGCGCGUGACAAUUUUAUGCAAAUAAAUUCAAAUACUGAAUUGCCUUUGAUAUUUGCAUCGAUUGGACCGUAUGGAGCUCAUCUUCAUGAUGGUUCGGAAUAUACUGGAAGCUAUGCCGACACAGUUUCAGUGGAAACAAUCAAAAAUUGGCAUAAAGUAAGAAUAAAUGCUUGCAUUGAGGCUGGUGUUGAUGGUCUUGCCAUUGAAACGAUUCCAUGUCAGAUGGAAGCAGAAGCUGUUGUUGAUAUGAUUCUUGAUGAGCAUCCUGAUAUGAAAUUUUGGGUUUCUUUUCAAUGCAAGGAUGGAAAUUCUUUAGCUCAUGGUGAGAAAUUUGCCGAUGCCGUUGAUUCAAUUUUCACACGUGUUGCUGCUCGAAAUAAAAAGAAUCUGGUUGCUGUUGGUAUCAAUUGCAUAAACUCUGAAUUCGUUUCACAAUUGUUACGUUCGAUUAAAGUUGAAGUUCCUUUAGUUGUUUAUCCGAACAGUGGCGAAACUUACAAUGUCGAAACAGGAUGGCAAGGAAAGAAUAGUUACACACCUCUUGAAGACUUCGUACACGAAUGGAUUGAAUUAGGAGCAAGAUUUAUUGGAGGCUGUUGUCGAAUUGACGCCUCCGACAUUAAGAAAAUCAAGGAAAAAGUUCAAGAACUGAAAAAGUAAAAAGUGAAAAGAUAUUUUUGGGAACGCAAUAAAAUUUGAGUAAAUUACACGGUGAAGAUGUUCACAAAACACAAAAGUAUAAAAAUAUCCACCAAUUCAAGAUUCUUUUAAAGAAUUUAUAUGAGUGAUUUUAUUAUUCAAUGAUUCAUGUAAUUGUUUCUUCAACAUUCAUUCAUAUUAUUAAUGUACGUUCAUUUCUUAACAUAACUUUCUUUUUUUCUUUUUCACGAUAAAUAAAAUGAUAAAAUAGUGCAAAUCAUUGACCAGGAAAAUGACUUUUGAUUUCAGUAUUCGAUAUUUUUUCAGUAACUUUGGUCAAUUGAUGUAAGGAAUGAAUUUUUUCUUAAGUUUUCUCAAUCAUUGGACAUGAUAGAAUUAGAAAAAACGUCUAACUAUCAUUUUAUUUCAGUUUAGUCACUGAUAUAGAAUGCUAUACGAACAGAUAAGUCAGUGCAAGUAAAACGUAGCAAAAAGAUGAUUAUUAAAGCUUUUGUUGUAGACUGAUUGAGAAAUAUGCUUUAAAGCAAUGUUUGUUCCACCAUAAUUUUAUCAUACCCGCUUGGAAUUUGAUAGUUGAAGUUAUCAACAAUAAGAUCCAAAAUGGCUCCAUCAUCAACAACAAGAAGAGGAUAGAUCUCGUUAUUGUAUUCACCUCUCGUUGAAGUUGAAUUGAGCUUGAUGAGCGUUGGAAUGUUGAGAUUUUUACCAUUGAGAUAAAAGUUCAACUCGAUGUGAUCAUAAGUUAUUCCAAUAAUGUCACCUUCCUGCGGAAGUGCUGACCGUUGUGAUGCAUUUGAUGAUGAUGGCAGGAGGUUUGUGAUGUCUUCUUUAUUAUUCAGCGGUAGCAGCUGUUCAGUGUCAUCAUUUGACGUCUUAUUCCCAUUUGAACUGUACAUUUCAUUCAAGUCGUACAAAACGUGACCAUCGUUCAUCACAUAAUUCUCAGCGUUUAGGCACCAACUAAACUUGUCCAAACCACCUCUUGUCUUAUUCAAAUCCGUAUUCAAUGUGCAAAGUCCUAAACUCCAAUGACCACUUUGCUGGAUUUUUACUUCGAAGUAACUUUUAGACUGAAGCAGCGCUUGAUUCAAAACUGCACCACCCGAACCACAUACACGUUUGCCGUUUUUCAAAAUAACUACUUCUUGGCCAAUAUGUCCUGAAUCAAGUGAAAUAAGGCUUUCUGGAGGAUUUAAAGCGAAAUUAUUCUUUGAAGAGCGCCUUAGGCAACAACAAUCUCUUAACAGAUUACUAGAAAACAUGCUUUUAACUAACUAAUCUCCUUUUCAAAAAAUAAUUUCUCUCGAAUGAAAACCAAAAAUAAUUUAAAGUUAAACAAGAAUU